GAGUUUAUUUUAGACUUGAGUUUAUUUUAAAGCAGGUCAAAUCAUGAAACUGUCGUUGCAGGAACAUAUCUGUUGUUGUCAAACUCCGGCGCAAUCAAAAUGAGAGAAGAUAUGGCAGAAACUACGUCACUUUCAUAUAAUCCUGCGUCACUACCCUCUCGUGUCACUGUUUCUCAGCAGCAUGCUACUUUUUCCAAAAGCUAAACUGUACUGUACAGCGGGGUACGCCGGGGGCUUCCUAACGCGGUGCACACAACGCGCUGAAUAACUUUUUUUCUUGUGAAUGAGCUAUUCUUGGCAGGUAAAGCGAGAUCUUUCCCGGAGUGUGAUAUCUUAGCCACGCGCAGGUCUAUAGAGACAUGUGAUUGGACAGUUCUACAAAAAUAACGGUUUUGUUAUCUUUCAAAAUAGCAAACGCACGCACAGCAGCGUGCUGCGCUCAGGAUCAGCGCUCGUGCAUUUGUCAAACGUCCUUUGAACAGACAUCACACCUUAUCUAUGCCAUCACCUGCACCUUAAAAUGACGUUGUGGGAAAUCCGUUAUUCGAAGUGAUUGACGGUCAACUCCCGCUACUGCGUUUCAACGUUUCUGAAUAUUACAAGUUUCAAACUAGCAGAAAGGAUUAAGAUGUUGAGGGUGAUCAUGAUGAAAGUCUGCCCACUUUACCUUCUUUUGCUCCCUUUAUCUUGACAUCGGUUUACUAGUUAAUCCCAAUGGACGAUAGUCAAAAUAAACAUGUUUAACAAUAAUUCAAUAAUCCCAUAAAAAUAGGGAUGUUUGGAGAAGCAGUUCCACCGCAUAACCGAGAACGCAGGACGCGCUCUUUUAUUGGACAGAACCCGCGCGCGCCAGUUACUAGGGCGCUCCGCAAAGGCAAUCAUGGCGAUUGUUGCUGUGCAGAUUUCAUCACCGUCGAACUUCAGAAAAACAACAAACAUGAGUUAGUUACGACGUCAAGCGUUACUGAGAGUGACACACGCGAACUGUUCAAAUGUUUACAUUAUUUUUGUUUUACUGCGAAGGCAUUGAGAACAAGAUAACAAUAUUUUCGGUUUUGUAAGAAGAUGGUCCGUUGCAGAGGCUCCCUUACUUUCUAGCGCUGAGGUUGUUGCUAUGCAAAACUUUACAGAGACACGGGGCAGGUUAAAGCUUUUAAGGUCACAUCAAUUCUAAUCUCAUCUCGAAUUUGCGUCCUCACUUGCACACAUUGCAUCAGAGACGUCGAUCAAUUUACAUCAUAAGUCUAACCCUUACCGAACCUUAUUCUACUUACCUUUAUGAUCGGUCCGUUGACAAAUAGUGCAAACACGCCGUCUUACACCAACAACAAAGCCAACAUUACUUGAUAUUAUUGUAAUUAUUGUGGUUUCUCGUUACAGUGCUGUACGAUUGUCCUGGCAGUUGCACACUAGAGGUCACUGUUGUGCUUUCCUGAGAAUUGUAGAAGAAACUCAACCACGUAAUUCUGCUAUUACGUCAUAUCCGCUUCCCUGACGUCUUAGAGGAAUAAACAUGACCUCCGUGGAUAUGCAAUCCAAAUAACCUCUUUUAACUAAAUUAAAGACAAAUUGAAGUUUAAGAUCAUCGUUCUCCGUUGAAGACCAUUAUGUCGUCUUUGAUGUCGUGGUGCUUUGGCUGUUGCGGUGACGGCAACAGUGGCCACGUAACACUAAAGGAAAUGCCCACGGUUCAGCUCGACACACAUUGCAUGGGUACUGAUGUUGUGAUUGUAAAGAGUGGAAAACGCAUAUGUGGAACUGGUGGCUGCAUUGCAAAUGCUCCUCUUCAUCAAAACAAGAGCUACUUUGAGUUUAAGAUCCAGUCCACAGGUGUCUGGGGCAUUGGAGUGGCUACUCAGAAAGCAAAUCUGAACCAGGUCCCCAUGGGGAGAGACGCACACAGCAUUGUGCUAAGGCAUGAUGGCACUGUGUACUACAACAAUGAAGAAAAGAACCGAUUACCUGCCAACAGUUUACCACAGGAAGGAGACAUUGUGGGUGUUACCUAUGACCACGUGGAGAUGAAUUUGUACCUAAAUGGGAAGAAUAUGAACUGUCCAGCAUCUGGCAUUAGAGGAACUGUUUAUCCUGUUGCUUGUGUGGAUGAUAGUGCGAUAUUGGACUGUCAGUUCAGUGACUUCUACCAUACUCCUCCACAAGGCUUUCAGAAGAUUCUUUUCGAGAAACAGAUUUUCUAAAGUUCAUGCUGUGCUGUAUGAACACUCAAGAUAUGGCCGGGACUUGAAGUGCUAUGUUUUUCACUGACAUCUAACGGUUGUUUAGUUCAUAAUACUGAAAAGUGCAGCACGUUGAAUUAUGACUGUUACACAACUGAUGCUGACCACUGCUCUGUUAAUAAAUAAGUCAUCUUUUGUUUUCUUGGAGAACUCAAUGCGUGAUAUCGGCAGUGCACUUCAAAUUUAAAAUGUCUGUUCAGAACAUAUUUAUCAGUUAUUUGCACUACAUCUUACACUGUACAUUUACUGAUGUAUUUCCAUCCUGUUGUUGUGGGCAAGUGUGGAUAUAGGUUUGUGGCUGGUUUGAAUUUAAACAAGAAUUGGUUAUAUCGGAGUAAUGAAUAACAGCUGACAAUCAGGGCUUUAUACUUAAUGCAUUUCAAAAGAAACAGGGUGAAUUGUCAAAGCUCUUCAUUGUAUUAGUCUGUCAGAUGAUGUUGAUACGUUCUGUGUAACAAAGUUUAACUGCCAUGCUGACCACCAUCAUAUUCAUCAUAGUGAUUGUCUAAUGUAAACUCUACAAAACAUCUAAAUUUUUUAUGUAUUCACUUUCGAUAUACGUUUUAUUUUAAAUCAAGACAACAGUGUGCACAGCAUUUAGUGUGACUAACAUAUUUAAUGAAUAUCAGUCCUACGGCAGGAUAAGAACUGUAAAUGUUAUUUAAAAAAAUGAAAUGAGUGGAAAGAUAUGAUUUUAAAUUGUUUGUUAUGAAGAAUUAUGAUUGUAUAACAAAGUCGUUUACCAAAAUUAUGGAACGGAACGGUUCUAUUAACGUUCAUUGAUUUUUUGUCUGUCCCAAUCCGACAGGUAUUUUGUGUUUUUCUUUGAUAAUAAAUAUUUUGCUUUUU
This is a messenger RNA of Triplophysa dalaica, 3086 nucleotides long. It is a transcript of the gene spryd7a, whose product is annotated as SPRY domain containing 7a. Lineage: Eukaryota; Metazoa; Chordata; Actinopteri; Cypriniformes; Nemacheilidae. The transcript is spliced from 5 exons. The record is from RefSeq and is a predicted model, not a curated record. Gene Ontology annotation, molecular function: protein binding. Bases 1608 to 2198 code for a protein of 196 amino acids.